AUUUAAUCUUCUGUUUCAGUUCUUCUGUAAAGGAGACCAACUCAACAACUGCACAGACAUGAUGGCAAAUCCAACAAAGUUCAGGCUGCACCAACUUUCCUCCAGCUGUUUCUCUGUGACCAUCACAGAACUGGAAGCAGGAGAUGCUGGGAGAUACUACUGUGGUCCAGACUCACAGCGGAGCUUUACAGACUACACCAAGAUUCAGCUGGAAGUCGUUUCUCCACAUGAAAGCAGCACCGUGAGCCUGAGCACCAUGACUGGACACGUUACAUCACCACCACCACCACCACCACCAUCAUCAUCAUCAUCACCAUGUGAGUACAUGUUUAAAAGCUUUAAUACCAGACCUGAUUAAAGUAGAUCCGUUUCAUGUAUCUGUAGCAGUGGAGACAUUGAGUGUUUGUAGUUUGACUUUUGCUGCUAAUUCUAUGAGAACAGGAACAUGAAAGUAAAGACCGGAUGUUUCAGGUCACAGCCAUUAAACCAUAAAUAUACCAAAUAAAGCCGUCAUGAUGGGGUAAAACAUUCACGUUGGUGUGAAAAACACACACUAACUUCUCUAUUUUUGUCUUUGCAGGCAUGACUUUAUUUUACAUUCUGCCUGCUGUAGUUCUGCUGCUGAUAAUAACUUUAGUUAUUUUAAUGUAAAAGUCAAAAUAAAAGUUUUUUAAAGGAAGGCUUGGUUUCACAUCCUCAGCUCGUCUUAUUUAAAGUUCAUCCUCUAUGUCGAGAAAGGUCACAAAACUUGAAAUAAACAUGUUGGUGAUGAAUAAGAACAUAACCUACAAGGGUAGCAUGAAUGCACAGUCAAAAUACUCCUCAUGUGUCUUUCUCUAUUGGACAGCAGUAGCGAGGAAGUUUGGUGGGUUGUUCAGUAAUCAAAAGGUUGCGGGUUCAAUCUGACCAGAAAAUGCUGCUGUUGUGUCCUUGGGCAAGACACUUAACCCGCCUUGACUGCUGGUGGUGGUCGGAGGGACCGGUGGCAGCAGUGUUCGGCAGGCCUCACCUGUAUCAGAGCGCCCCAGGGCAGCUGUAGCUUCGUCGUAGCUCAUCAUCACCAGUGUGUGAAUGGGUGAAUCACUGAUUGUGUUGUGAAGCGUCUUGGGGGGUUGUAGAACCCUAAGAAGGCGCUGUACAAAUACAGGCUUUGUACCAUUCUAUUAGAGCAGAAAUCAGGAGGUUUUUUUCUCCUUGAAGCUGCUAUAUCAAAUUUUGAAAACAACUUAGCGUAAAACGUUGUUGGUGCAUUAAUGCUUCUUAACAAUGUUCUAACAUGUAGCUAUAAAUACAUUGUGCAGAUAAAAAAGAAAGUAAUGAGGUUGCAAUAACACGUUUCGGACCAAAAACACUGGACCAUCCAGUUGUAGGUGCCACCGAACAUUACACACUCACACGUUUAGCAACAGAACACCACUGGUGUGAGAGGUUCUCCGCUCAACAAUUAAGGAGAAACAGCCGGCUGCUACCAGAGUCCCAAAAAGAAAAACACCAUUUGAAGUCACAGACAACAAAAGACAUUUGGACCUAGAAAACGGCGACUGGUGUUUAGCGCUAUCUCGUUUUCCUCCGGCAUCCCGGGUCUCCAGUUCCAUCAGAAGCUUCUCAGGGAAGAUACCCAACAUGAUGGAUGGACGAGUUUUCCGUGAUCGUGUUUGCAUUCGAAACCCAGUUUGUUUGCGGAUUAAAUUAUAACAGCUUUAAGCCCCUCUCUUCUUGCUGGAAGCAACACCUCUCCUGUAAACACACCUCUAGCACCUCAGUGUUGAUGUCUUAUGUGCUUUAUUAAGAUUUUUUUGUAAUUUAUUGUGUUUCAUACUUUUUAAUCUUUCUAAUUUCAUAAUCAGCUCUUUGAUCAGUGCUCACUGUUUACUGUUUUGUACUUUACUAACAAAGUUGGCUGUAAGAGGUUUUGGUUUCAGAUAGAACAGAAUAGCUACAUAAACAACAACAACAACAAUAACACAGCUACGGUUUGGUGAGAUUAGAUGAGAUGUACUGUACUUUACUGACCACAAAGUUGGUAAAUAAUCAGGCAUUUCUGGGACAGAUAAUAGUCUAAAACAGUGGUUCCCAACUCCUACAUUCAUAUAACCAUUGAAUGUGGUUAUUUACUAACUUCAUAGAGUUUUGAUUAUAAUAUUUAGUGUGUUUUGGGGAUUUUAUGAAUGCUAUUUUUGGGCCUCCCUUUGGGCUGGCGGACCCCAGGUUGGGGGUAGGUUGGUCUAAAUGCAGAAGUAAAAUAAUUCGAAGUGCAGCCAUCACACUGGUUAGCUGUGAGAAUGAGUCUGUUUUCUUGGUCUCACUUCCUGGAAGGUUUUGAAAGGAAGCAGAGAUGUGGAGCCUUCACCACCUGCACUUCAUGCUGUACGUUGCUCUGAGCUGUGUGACCUGUACUGCUGAUGUGAUCCAAGUGUUUGGAUAUGAGGGCAGGGAUGUUUCUGUCUCCUGCCCUUAUGGUGGCGGUUAUGAGAAGCAUGAAAAGUACCUGUGUAGAAACGAAUGUGGUAGCCGUGAUGUUCUCAUUACCACAUCACAAACAAACGAAACCAAAUACUCCAUCUAUGAUGACAGAAGAUCAAGGAUCUUCACAACAACUAUCUCAACUUCUCGUUUUACUGAUGCUGGUAAAUACUGGUGUGGAGUGACCAGGGAUUUGAAGGACGUUUAUACUGAAGUCCGACUGAAGAUAACUCCAGACAGCUGCUGUAACAGCACGACUCAAAUCAAAGCUGACGGAGAAGGUUCAGUGUCCAUCAGGUGUCCGUAUGAGUCAGAGAAUGAAGACAGCCUGAAGUACAUCUGCAGAGGGAAGCAGCCCUCCACCUGCCUGCAGCGGGCUCUAAUCACCUCCAGCAGGCAGAGCGGACGAUUCAGUUUCACUGAUGACAAGAAGUCAAGAACAUUCACGAUCACCAUUUACAAUCUGACGCUGGAGGAUUCUGGGUCGUAUCUGUGUGGAGUCCAAAGUGACUCAGGACUGGAUGAUUUCUCUGCUGUUGAACUGGAGGUCAAAGAAUGGUGCUGUGUGAUCCCAAAGAACAUGACAGGAGUUGUGGGACAAUCAGUAACGGUGCAGUGUCCUUAUCCACCUGAGGACCAUAACAACAGGAAGUUCAUCUGCAAAGGAAACAAACACGACUGUAGAGACGUGAUGAUGAUGAUGAUGAUGAUGAGCCAAAACAGGUUCAUGCUACACGACGAGUCCUCCAGUUCUUUCUCCGUGACCAUCACAAACCUGGAAGCCAGUGACACUGGGACGUUCUGGUGUCGCUCUGACUCAGAGUGGAGAGUUGGAAACUACACCCAGUUUCAUCUGUCUGUAGUUUCCCCACCGCUUCCUGAGACAGGUGCUGUUUUUUAUGUGCUUCUUUCUACACCUGCUGCUCUUCUGCUGAUACCGGUUGUGGUCGUUCUGGUUAUGGUCUGCAAACACCGAUGCUCCAAAGUGAAAGAACCAGAAGUCAUCGUGGACAGAAACAACAUUGAGGCUGAAAACAAUCAUGAACAGGUGUAUGGAAAUGAUGGUUUUCUUAUUAUGCUGCAGAGAAACACCAAACAGCAGAAUCCUUAUCAAGAGGAAGAUGAAAGUGAAGCAGAUUAUGAAAACAUCACAAGAACACUGGACCCCUAAUGGAAUGGAGACUUCUAUUAUCCCAACAGGAGAUGAAGAGCUUGGAACCACUGUUUUACACACACACACACACACACACACACACACACACACACACACACACACACACACACACACACGCAUUCUUGUACUUACUACAUACUGAGGACCAAGUAAAAUUACUCACAAACUGAGGCCCACCAUUUGUGAUGUACUUAGAGACACAAAAAGAUGAUUUCUGGACACUGGGUGUAAAAACCAACCUAAACACUCCUUUAGAUAUUGCAAUAUUGCCAUUUUUCAAAAAAAGUUUUUAACCAGCAUACUGAGGACCAAUUGCUCAGCUGACACCCCCCCCCCCCC
Molecule: messenger RNA, 3976 nt
Organism: Nothobranchius furzeri (turquoise killifish)
Lineage: Eukaryota; Metazoa; Chordata; Actinopteri; Cyprinodontiformes; Nothobranchiidae
Source: RefSeq, a predicted model, not a curated record